This is a messenger RNA of Acipenser ruthenus (sterlet), 2348 nucleotides long. RefSeq names its product endophilin-A2-like. Lineage: Eukaryota; Metazoa; Chordata; Actinopteri; Acipenseriformes; Acipenseridae. The record is from RefSeq and is a predicted model, not a curated record. The coding region runs from base 81 to 395 and encodes 104 amino acids. Gene Ontology annotation, cellular component: presynapse; glutamatergic synapse. Gene Ontology annotation, molecular function: protein binding. The transcript is spliced from 2 exons. Gene Ontology annotation, biological process: synaptic vesicle uncoating.
GUCCCAGGCCAGGGCUGUGCUGUGGAGCUCGCUGUGACCCGCUCUCUGUUCUGUUCUGUUCUGCCCUCCCCUGUCCUUUGAUGUGUGACCUCUCUGUGACCCCCCCCCCCGUGUCAUGUGACUCCGCUGUGAUGUCAGCAGCCUCCUCUUCAUUCCGCUCGGACAAGCCAGCGCGCGCCCCCAGCACCCGCAGCAGCACGACGCUGGACCAGCCCAGCUGCAAGGCACUGUAUGACUUUGAACCGGAGAACGAGGGCGAGCUGGGCUUCAGGGAGGGUGACAUCAUCACGCUGACCAAUCAGAUCGAUGAGAACUGGUACGAGGGAAUGCUUCACGGCCAGUCAGGAUUCUUCCCACUCAACUACGUGGAAGUGCUGGUGCCCCUGCCUCACUAGAGAGGGGAGAGGAGGGGGAGAAGAGGAGAGGGAGGUGAGGGGGGAGGAGGAAAGAGGGAGAGGAGGGAGGAGGGAGAGGAGGGAGGAGGGAGGGGGGGGGGGAGAGAGAGGAGGAGGAAGAGAGAGGAGGAGGAGGAGGGGGGCGGCGGCGAGGCGAGGCUGCCAGAGGAAGACAACGAAACUUUGUUACUAAGAACCGCAUGAAAAACUCUUAACAAACACACACACAGUGUCACUGAUACAGACCUUUAAAACUGGAUUGAACGGCAGGCCUGGAGAGCUCUGGGAUCCAACACUGACUCCAACAGCAAGAAACAGCACCUCCCCCCCCCCCCCCCCCCCCCCCCCUCCCACUGCAGCGACUUCACCUGGAGAGAAGAGAAGAGAGAUAUCAGAAACACACACCCCCCUCCCCUCCCCUCCCCCUGCAGCGACUUCACCUGUCUGUCAGAAACAGAUCAAUCGGGGGGGUGAGAAAUGAGAGACAGGCUUUUUUCUUUUUUUUUAUCACAUUCCUAUUUUGAAAUUGAGAAACACUACUUCAUGUUCUGUGAGUCUUUCUAUUUGAUUUUUUAUUUUGGGGGGGUGAUUGUAAGCACUUGGCACUCGGGCAGCGCUGUUCCGUUCAGACCGGCUGUAGCUUCACAACACUAACCACUCCCGUGACGAACGGUGAAACAGCAAACCAGUGAUACAUCAAUGCAUGAGAGCUGCGAGCAAACCCUGUGCUCUGUGGAGCUGCUCUGACUGCCCGCCCCUUAACACUAAUCUCUGUGCCCUGCCCCCUGCCCUGCCCCUCGCCCUGCCCCGCGCCUCGCCCUGCCCCUCGCCCUGCCCCGUGCCCUGCCCCGCGCCUCGCCCCGCGCCUCGCCCUGCCCCUCGCCCUGCCCCUCGCCCUGCGCCCCUUGUUCUGCAAUCAUGCUGAUUUACCAGCUCUGUGUUUUUUUGCCUGCUCCUCCCUUUCCACAUUGAGGGUCGGGGUUUCAGUCUCAGUUCUGUAACUUGAUCAGCGUAGCGGCCGGGCAGUUCAGCUGGGCGCAGAGCCAGGUCCCUCCAGCGGGGGGCGCUGCAGUACAAACACUAACAGGGCUGAGGAGCUGCUCCGAGUCUCAGGCAGGGUUUGCUCUCGGCUCACUCCGUCAUCUUCUCGUUGUUUGUUUUGUUUUUUCAUGUCAGAUUUAUAAUGUCUGUUUAAACUAUAUGAAUCCUCCACCGAGUUUUAUUAAAAGGGGGUGUGGGGGUGGAGAGAAAAAUGAACCCCCAUGUUGGUUUUCAGGGUGCUGUUGGAACGAGAAGGCAGCACCCCACUUGUUUCUGACCAGUGUAUUAUUUGCUCCUGGUUUCCCUCUGUUAAGGGAACCCCUGCUUGUCAAUUUCCUGUCUUUGUGACGCCUGGAGGAAGCUGAACUUUACUGCUCUGUCCAGUAGAGGGCAGCACCCUCCCCACUAUGCAUGUCCACAAGCCUGAGUGCAGAGGAGAGGCCCUCCUGCCUGCAGCUUCCCCAGUCUCAUCACGCCGCUGCUGCUGCUGCUGCUGCUUGGUGUCACUUCCUUGUGCUUCUCGGUGUGGCUGAGCCCCAGGCUGGCUGCUAAUACACGCACGAGGUCACCCCUUUUUAAAGACUCUCUUCAGGGGUUGGCUGCGUAUUUCUGUGGCAGCGGCUGGUGUCUGGUUGUGUUCACUCGAGUCUCUUCCUGGAAGCUUCCCUUUGCAAAUCUUGUAUUGAAUAAAUAAGAGGAAGAGGCACUUUCCAAUAUGAAAACGCAUGCAUGCUGGUAUAUGCAUUAUCCGAAUAGGACAGAGAGGAAGGAAGGUACCCCCGUCUCUGCUUUAUUUGGGGUCUGGGGGGGUCCUGUGCUCUUCUGAACACACCCCCCCUUACCCAGCAUGCCUUCACUUCUCUUCCUAAUGCGACAUCACAAAUAAACAACAGAAAAGCAAAAAAAAACAAA